Molecule: messenger RNA, 2623 nt
Organism: Terrapene triunguis (Three-toed box turtle)
Lineage: Eukaryota; Metazoa; Chordata; Testudines; Emydidae
Product: palmitoyltransferase ZDHHC7
Exons: 5
Coding region: 1441-2016 (191 amino acids)
Biological process (GO): peptidyl-L-cysteine S-palmitoylation; protein targeting to membrane
Cellular component (GO): Golgi apparatus; endoplasmic reticulum
Molecular function (GO): protein-cysteine S-palmitoyltransferase activity
Source: RefSeq, a predicted model, not a curated record
AGAAUCACUUAACUUGAGCUAGAGCUUUUUAUAUGUAACAGGAGUCUGGUUAGGAGCAACACUAAGGGCUGGUCUUCACUGUGGGGAGAUCGGGAGAUCAGUGCUGCUGCAAUCAAUGCAGCAGGGGUCAAUUUAGUGGAUCUAGUGAAGACCCACUAAAUCGACGGCAGAGCACUCUCCAGUUGACACCGGUACACCACCUCUCUGAGAAGAGUAAGGUAAGUCGACUGGAGAGUGCCUCCCAUCGAUGCAGCACAGUGAAGACACCGGGGUAAGUAGACCUAAGCUACGUUAUCACGUAGCUAGAGUAGCGUAAUGUAGGUCAACUUACCCCAGUAGUGAAGGUAAGCCCUAAGUUAUACCUUGAGUUAAUACUGUAGUGAAGAGAAGCCAUAGAAUGUGAAACAUUGGGGUGUGGACAUAGGUUGACAAAACAUUCUGCUUCAGUGGAAAUUCCCUCCUACUGAACAGGAGGGAAAUACCCAUUCCUGUGUUAAGAUCUGGCAAAGCUCUGUUUUCUCUCCAGAAGAGCUUUCUUAAAUCAUUUAAGUAACCUGGUCUUUUUACUAGAUUGUGUAAAUGAGAAUCACAUCACAAACAUUGCAAAGACUGACAAUAACAGGCUCCAAAUACAACUACUCUUUUCCUGAUACUUCUCCACCAUCACCCAGAAAAUCAGCCUUGCAUUAGUGUGUUCUGAGUGUAGAAAAAACAAGCAGCACAUUCCCCAUUUUUAGAAAACGGGUUGGGGGGAGCCUGAGUGAAUUUUUACCAUGUAACACCUUUGUCCUUGUCACACACUCCACACUUCCUUCAUAAAAAUCCUUUUGAUUUCAUUCUAGCAGUUUGACUAAACCCUUAAAGGCAAGACAAUCCAAAGCAAAAGCUUUCAAACUGUUCUUGGUUCACUCUGGGCCUCUUAGUAACGUCAGUAGCUGAUUGCCCUAGCUUUUGUGCCUCAGAAUAGUUAACCUACUAUAUAUACAUAAAAGGAGGCAUGUCCCUUUCCUGAUUUGCUCACUUACAACAAAUCUUUUCAACCCUAAGCAAAGAUUCUGACUGCAGUUUUGACAUUUGUAGGUAAAGAUCAUGGAUUCUAUCCAAGUUUGUGGUAGUUCAGUUGAAACUGAACUGGGACUAAUGGGUCGUGGUUUCUCUGGAUGACGUUCAGCCUUAUGCUAGGCCUGUUUUGAUCAAACUGAUUUAGGAAAUUUUGCUGAGUGCAGGUUCCUAUAAGAGGAAAAUAAUGUCUGUACUAAAAUGGGCUUAGUUUGAAAAACAUUUUAUAUUUAAUACACUCCGUAUUAAUGUUGAAUAGUCAAACCUGUUCAAAUCUGCUGUUAAAAAGUGUUAUCUUUCCUAAUUUAAGAUGAUUUCUUCUCUCACUCCAUUUUAAAUAUUUAGGGGGCUGUACCAAAAGGAAAUGCCACUAAAGAAUACAUGGAGAGUUUGCAGCUGAAACCAGGGGAAGUGAUCUACAAAUGUCCAAAAUGCUGUAGUAUCAAACCAGAACGUGCACAUCAUUGCAGUAUUUGCAAGCGAUGUAUUCGAAAGAUGGAUCAUCACUGCCCCUGGGUGAAUAAUUGUGUAGGAGAGAAAAACCAGAGGUUUUUCGUGCUGUUUACGAUGUAUAUAGCCCUAAUUUCAGCUCAUGCACUCAUUCUGUGUGGGUUUCAGUUUUUCUCUUGUGUCCGAGGACAGUGGACUGAAUGCAGUGACUUCUCCCCGCCUGUAACUGUGAUCCUGAUGGUCUUUUUGUGCCUUGAGGGUUUUCUGUUUCUCACUUUCACUGCUGUUAUGUUUGGCACCCAAAUCCACUCAAUAUGCAAUGAUGAAACGGAGAUUGAGAGGCUUAAAAGUGAAAAGCCAACAUGGGAGAGGAGACUACGUUGGGAAGGGAUGAAAUCUGUCUUUGGGGGCCAACCUUCACUCCUGUGGAUCAAUCCUUUUGCAGGAUUUCGAAUCAGGCAACUUUUGCUGAGAGCAAAGAAAGGGGGACCUGAGUUUUCUGUGUGAGCCUGCCUAAUCAUACUUGAACUUGCAAGAAUACUAUAUAAAUAUUUAUUUGGGGCCAGAAAUGGCUGUCUACAUAUAAUCUGUGACCAUCUGAAACAAACAAGACAUUUGCUUGUAGCAAGCAGAGUUUUAUAGUCACAGACAUCUCAUUAACUUUCAGAAACGUAAACUGGAUGCUGUAGCCAUCUUUCAGCAGGAUAACAAAAGAAAGGUGUGUAACCACACUAAAGAAGCCAAAAUGUCGUCAUACUACUGUAACUUAUUGUUUAAUGGGAUUAAUUUUGCAUUUUUGUUGAACUGUUUAUUUGAUAAAUGUUUUGGGAAUUACCUGUGUGUUUUAUAAAAUUAUGAGCCGAGGUGCAGUUUUCAAUCAUGAGAUCAAGUAGUUAAGUUGGAAGCCCAUUUUAAAUGGCAUCAAGCUUUCUAAAUCCAUUAGUUUUCAGGGAAUAAUGACUUAGUCAGUCCUUUAAUUUUAUUUAUAUUUUCAUUUGUCCUGAUAGUCAAAAUAAUAUUGUUACGUCCCACUUCAGACAUGCAGUCCUUGCAUACUAGUAAUUUGAGAUUUGUGCGCGUGGUAACAUAAACAUGUCAGAUGCACUCCUCCAGC